Molecule: messenger RNA, 956 nt
Organism: Pangasianodon hypophthalmus (striped catfish)
Lineage: Eukaryota; Metazoa; Chordata; Actinopteri; Siluriformes; Pangasiidae
Exons: 5
Coding region: 295-702 (135 amino acids)
Source: RefSeq, a predicted model, not a curated record
AGUCAGUUGUAGACUUUGCUUUGAAAGUUCCUCUCUUAUGCAAGUCCUACUUUUUACUAAGAAUUUUUUUUACACUGAAGUCAAAGCUUAAGACUAUUCUUAAGAACAUUUCUGAGAUGUUUCAAGGUUUUGAGAUGGACCCAAACCUUGGGUUGCUGUGGGAUGCUGUGGCAGAAUCGUAAGAGAGCUUCAAUGAACUUCAGUGAAGAAGAAUGGGCCAAAAAUUCUCCAAAACCAUUUGAAGAGGAUUGUGUUAGCAGUUCCUGUGGAGGUUGAGGUGACUGAACCGGGGUGAUGGAGCACAUGGAUCUGCUCUUCUAUCACGGUCCCAUCAGCAGAGAGCGGUGCGAGGAGAUCCUGGGUGCAAAGGGAAAAGACGGAUCGUAUCUCAUCCGGGAAAGCGAGACUAUCCAUGGAGCUCUGUGCCUCUGCGUCUACAAAAAGAAAGUGGUGUACACCUACAGAAUCCUACAAACUCAUACUGGAUAUUACACUUUACAGUCCAGUGCAGGUGUGAAGGAGAAGUUUUUUAAGACGCUGGAAGAUCUUGUUCAUUAUUAUAAGAAGAGAAACCAGGGUUUAGCAACUCGCCUGCGUCACUCUGUGAAGAGGAAACAAACAGACCAGGAAUCUGUGGUCUCUGAUGACGGACCGGACUAUGAGAACGUGGACUCUGAUUAUGUUGACGUGCUGCCAGACUGAUUCUACUGAACUGUAAUUUUUCUUGCAACAAUAACCUCAAGCUUUUAGAAAACAGAAACAGACUGUGGAAAUAAAAUGAACUGCCGCUCGUGAGACUAAUGUCAACUCUCAUGUCUGCUGAUAGUUUUUGCUGAUAGUUCCUCCUGUUUAAACCGUUGCAAACAUCAUACAUAAAAUUGUCUGAAAGUGUGCACCAGGUGAAUAAUUGUAAAUGCUGUAUAUGUAAAUAAAUUAUUUUUUGGUUUAUGGACAUA